ACCUUUGACUUAUCUGAUGUAUUUAACGAUUUUCCUCCGGAAAAUCAGAAUAGUGUGCCGACCAUAUCAAAACUCUAGCUAUUUUUCUCUCAUUUCCUUUUGUUUUUUGACCAAAAAUUAAAUUCUCAUUUGUGUUAUAUUUUCAAGUUCUUUUUUUUUGCCCUUUAUCAUAUUCCCAUAUAUCCCUUUAUAAAGAACGCCUUCCUGCCAACAACAAGUCUAUUCUUCACCUGCAACUGCACCACUGACACCACCACAAGCAUCCGCCGUCGCCGCCCAUUACCUUGAUUCUUGGGGAAGAAAUAUACCUUUGCAUAGGUAUGUUUUUCACAAGUUCGAAUGAAAUUCUCGUAUAUUAACGGAAAUCAAGAUGUCAAACAUACCCACAUCUCUUUCUGAAGUAUGCCUUACUCUCUUCCGUUUAACCAUGUCCAUCGCUGACCCAUGGCCUUUUUCUUGAGCCUUAUUAUAAUCUAACAAAAAUCCUUUGAGAUCUCUUGCUUGCCCAGACUUGGGAAAAUUCCACUCACGUACGAAAACCCCCUGUUUCUUACUAUUAUAAUCUCUCUCCUACCAAGGCAAGUCAUGAGAAAGAUAAUAGGUUUCAAGAUUGGAAAACGGCUGGUUAGGAUCUCACGAUGGAUCUUCCGGCGGGCUCGAAGCCCAUCCAGUUACAAUCGGCUAUGCUCACCGGGAAAAACAUGCAGGCCCAAGCCCCUCGCAAAGCUUAUCAACUGGGGUCGCCGUUUAACAACAGGAGCAAAGUCUCUGUGUUCUGCAAAACCCAGGUCGGGUUACAUCCCCUUGGUCGAGGAGCCUGUCCAUGAAAAGUCGGUGACAGUGCCAAAGGGACACUUGGCGAUCUAUGUGGGUCAAAAGGAUGGCGAUUUCCAGAGAGUUUUGAUGCCGGUGAUUUACGUAAACCAUCCUCUGUUUGGCGAGUUACUGAGAGAAGCAGAAGCGGAAUAUGGGUUCAAUCAACAAGGUGGAAUCACAAUUCCAUGCCGAUACUCCGAGUUUGAGAGGGUCCAAACACGGAUUGCAGCAGGGUCCGGCGGGCGUAAGCUGGCGUUGAAGCGCAACCAUAACUGAGGUAGUUUAUGAGAUGACGACGACAAUAUUCGUAGAUGAUUGUAAUGUUUACAAUUUUUUACUAUAGUGGUUUGCCUUUUUUUUUCU
Manihot esculenta (cassava) is the source of this 1179-nucleotide messenger RNA. Its product is annotated as auxin-responsive protein SAUR36. The coding region runs from base 586 to 1092 and encodes 168 amino acids. The record is from RefSeq and is a predicted model, not a curated record. The transcript has a single exon. NCBI's taxonomy places the organism in Eukaryota, Viridiplantae, Streptophyta, Magnoliopsida, Malpighiales, Euphorbiaceae. Gene Ontology annotation, biological process: response to auxin.